CUCAUGGACUUCCGUGUUUGCCCUUACGUUAACGCUUGGGGGAUCAAAGCUAAGUUUAUAGUAUCGGGUCGCUCGUUUGUUAAAGGGCUAAAAUCCAACCUCGACUGAAAGAGCUGGAUUGAUGAAUAAGGAUGGAAAGUAAACUGCGGUAUAAGGAAGGAGAUCUGUUCUCCUGCCCCAGCACAGACUCUUUGGCUCACUGCAUCAGUAUGGACUGCAAGAUGAGUGCAGGCAUUGCUGUAAUGUUUAAAAAGGAGUUUGGGGGUGUUAAAGAACUCCUUGCACAACAGAAGCAACCAGGAGAGUGUGCUGUGCUUAAGAGAGAUGGACGGUUUGUUUACUACCUGAUCACAAAGAAAAAGUACAACGAAAAACCUACCUAUGAAACACUCAGACAAAGCUUGGAAGCAAUGAAAGCACAUUGCUUAGAAAAUGGAGUCACCAGGCUGUCAAUACCACGGAUUGGAUGUGGUUUGGACAAGCUGUAUUGGAAGAACGUGUCUGCAAUCAUUGAAGAAGUCUACCAGCACACAGAUGUAACCAUAACGGUAUACUCCCUGUCUUCAGCCCAGAAAAGAGAUUUAUAAUUUGAGUGCCUGGAUCAUUUUUGAAUUAAAGCACCUGUUUCUAUUCUUGGUUUAGAGAUAGCAUGGAGCCGCUAGAGCUUGUAAAUAAUUCUCUCAUGCAAAACAUUUAUAUCUGUAUCUCUGAAUAAAUCAAUUAAUUACCUAAUAUUAAUUAUCAUUUAAAAAAAUUGAAACCCUUGUUUAUAGCAAUCCUUGUUUGUUUCCCUCUUUGGCACUUUUCUUUUGCUGGCAUGUUCUUAGCAAAAUUAAACAAAGAUGCAUAUAAUA
Tachysurus vachellii is the source of this 854-nucleotide messenger RNA. RefSeq names its product O-acyl-ADP-ribose deacylase 1 (gene oard1). The coding region runs from base 132 to 587 and encodes 151 amino acids. Lineage: Eukaryota; Metazoa; Chordata; Actinopteri; Siluriformes; Bagridae. The transcript has 4 exons. The record is from RefSeq and is a predicted model, not a curated record. Gene Ontology annotation, biological process: peptidyl-glutamate ADP-deribosylation.